Aedes albopictus (Asian tiger mosquito) is the source of this 1770-nucleotide messenger RNA. RefSeq lists its product as uncharacterized. Gene Ontology annotation, molecular function: protein binding. The record is from RefSeq and is a predicted model, not a curated record. The transcript is spliced from 3 exons. NCBI's taxonomy places the organism in Eukaryota, Metazoa, Arthropoda, Insecta, Diptera, Culicidae. The coding region runs from base 184 to 1731 and encodes 515 amino acids.
GUCCAACCCUGCAGUGCUGCCCGGAACUGAAAAAAAAACAUCGCAGCUGCAUCGUUUGCAUUGACGUCACUUUGAAAGUGCAUCGGGUGCAUUAAGCAUGCUGACGUUUUGUUUACUAACAGGAAUUUGUUUGAAUGUUACCUGCAAGUCGCCCCAAAAAUUUGAAAAUUUGAAUGUUUUAAAAUGGAAGUCCCUGAAGAACAACGUGAACUACCCGAUUUACCAUCAGAUGUUGUCUUGAUGAUUUUCGAUCACCUAAAUUUCCGUAGUCGGCUGACCGCGUCGCUCGUUUGCCGUCAGUGGAACCAGUUGGCGUUCACGGCCAAGUUCAUGAACCGAUUGUGCCUUUCUUUGGACAUUCGAAAUUUGGAUGGUCUGGCCAGUGCUGGGACAGUACUACAAUCGUCUAACAGGCCGUACAAGCACAUGAGAAUAGUGUUCCAAGGCUGUAGACAGCAAAGUUUAUAUUCGGUUGUACAGCUACUCCAUCCAAUGCACGGGUUGUUGAGUCUAGAGAUGGUGUUCUAUUUCUAUUGUUUUCAAGAGAAGCUGCACAUCGUACUGCAAGAAGUUCUUGAGAAUCGUCCAUCUUUGACGGCCCUGUCAUUUGAGAUACGAGGACGUCUUAUGAACUGGGGAGGCUUAUCAGCCGAUUUACUAACGAAACGUUCUUCAUCGGUGGUGAUUGAUGUAGAUGAAGAGCAGAAAAUAUUCCCAUCAUUAACUAGUUUGACCAUCAAAAGGAAUCCAGAUAUGUUUAACCCAAGAUUUUUUGAAAUGCAGGUGUCUCCAUCGUAUCUUACGUUCCACUCUCCGCCAAAACCGGAAAUAAUACCAAACUUGAGGCACCUGACGAUGACCUGUGAAACAGAUGAACAAUUGCAACUCUUCUCUAGUUUAUCCGAGCAGCUUGAAACAGUAUCAGUAAUAUCAUUCGAUCCGCAUGGGCUGCAAAUCGAGUCAUUCCUAGAACUCAGUUUCCCUCAGCUCCUGGACUUGAAAAUCUGCCCAAUCAGUCUACCGCAUUUCAACGCAAUGGCCAACUUUGUUCGAAAGCUGCGAAGGAUUCGAAUUCUUCAACUUGAAGAAGUCCUAAUCGAUUCCGAAAUCAUUGAUGCUAUAUUUGAAAACUGCCUGGAGCUGCAUCAACUUGGACUGCACAUGGACUCAUUGGAUGCCGGUUGUUUGAGAAACAUAAGCAUCCUUAAGAACCUAGAAAGACUAAUCAUGGUUGGAAGAAGGCCAGUAAAAUACGGAACAUACGAAGAUUAUUUCAGAGGCGGCAUAGGGCAGCUUCUGAAUCUCAAGUCCCUUUCAUUCCAACGGUUUAGUUUCCCAUCGAAUGCAUUUGUUUCUAGCUUGGCGCGAAUGAUGUGCAACCUGGAAGAGCUACGACUGCAUGAGUGCAGAGCAAAAAACAAUAUCAUCGGGCCAAUAUUCGACCAUUUCCCAGGUCUCACCCGACUGGAGUUUGUCAAAGUGACCCAUGGAGGAGCCCGACCGAUUUGGCCACCCAUGCUGGUGAACGUCAGGUUGAUUAAUUGCGCCUGGGUAACCAGUGAUCAUCUUACCAAGUUGAUCCAACGAUGUCCCAAUCUACGACAUUUGAACAUCUAUGGGUGUGGAACUUCGAAGGAUAUGCUGCAGAAGAUUGCCGAGAUCGUUCCAGCGGGAUGCUUUGUCGAACGGACACAUAACUUUGCGCCUUCGGUGGCGAGAAUGGUAAGUUGAGAUGAUGACUAUUAAAACAUAACUUAUCUAAGAUUUUAA